CGGAUUCGGAUUUCGAGGUGGCCAACUUGUUUUUUUGUAUCUUCAUUACUACAUAAUGGCCAAAAAAGGAGGAGAAAACUCGAAGAAGGCAGCAGGAAACGCUAAGAAAGCAGAUGCUGCCAGUAAGAAACAACAAGCGGCAUUGGCUGCUGCUGAAGCAGAGGAAGCUUCUCAGUGGGACCAAGGAUCCAAGAAGGGGAAUAAGAAGAAGGAAGACGAACAGUUCAAAAAAGAAGAAGCCGCCAGAAAAAAGGCCGAAAGAGAGGCCUUGUUGGCGGCCGAAGAGGCAUCUUUGCCUUCCAAGCCUCAGAACUCCAAACAAAGAGGUGCUGCCAAAGUGGCAGCUAAGAGAACCGGAAAGAUCGAUGACUUUAUGGAUUUCAACAGUUCAAAGCCCGAGUUGGCGGCUUCUGGUAUCGACAAUGCUUUAGAGGCCUUAACGUUGACUACCAAAGACGGAGGUUUACAAAAUAAGGAUUUCGACAAGCAUCCCGAAAGAAGAGUCAAGGCUGCAUUUUUGGCAUUUGAAGAAAAGAGAUUGCCUGAAAUGAGAAAGGAGAACCCUGGUUUGCGGUUGCAACAGAUCAAGAACUUGUUGCAUAAAGAGUUCUCCAAAUCUCUGGAAAACCCAAUGAACCAGGCCACCAAUGUCAGCUACAAUGCCACUACUGAUGACAUUGCUGAGGCAAAGAUCGCUGUGAGAGCCAAGAAGGAAGAGAAGUUCGCGUAGUGAUCUGUGUUUGUGUACGAUGUAGGUAAUAAUAAAUACUAGAAAAGGAGAACUGACACACAAAAUGCGACCUCCAAAAAAAUCAAC
Molecule: messenger RNA, 817 nt
Organism: Yamadazyma tenuis ATCC 10573
Lineage: Eukaryota; Fungi; Ascomycota; Pichiomycetes; Serinales; Debaryomycetaceae
Source: RefSeq, a predicted model, not a curated record